Teleopsis dalmanni is the source of this 747-nucleotide messenger RNA. RefSeq lists its product as uncharacterized. The transcript has a single exon. Bases 1 to 747 code for a protein of 248 amino acids. The record is from RefSeq and is a predicted model, not a curated record. Lineage: Eukaryota; Metazoa; Arthropoda; Insecta; Diptera; Diopsidae.
AUGCUGAUUGGUGCAGAAAUAUUUUUUGAUUUAUUACUUGAGGGCAAAAUUUCGUUAAGCAAAGACAUGCCAUAUUUAAUUAACACUGAUUUUGGCUGGGUAGCAGGACGCACGCAUAGCACAGACUUAUGUUCUAAAUCAUUUGAAUGCAUCUUUACUCAAAAAUCACACAAUGAAGACACAUUCCUCGAACGAUUUUGGGAAUUAGAAGAAUACAAAAUAGGCUCCCCGCAACUCAGCGCAGAGGAAAAAAAUUGCGAACAGCACUACAUCAAAACAGUAACAAUCAGCGAAAAUGGGCGAGUUCAAGUAAGAUUACCUUUUAAAGUCAACCUCGAUGUUUUAGGAAAAUCAUUUCAUCUAGCUAAACAACGUUUUCUUUCACUGGAACAUAGGUUGCAACGAGAUAAAGCUUUAUACAAAAUGUACUCAGAGUUCAUGAAUGAAUAUGUAUCAUUAGGGCACAUGUCUAAUAUAAAAGCAGUAGAUUUUUCGAAGCCACACUAUUUUAUGCCACACCACUGCGUUUUAAGGCCUCAAAGUCUCACAACAAAGCUUCGAGUCGUGUUUGAUGCUUCAGCAAAGACUUGCUCUAAGUAUUCUCUAAACGACACAUUUAUGGUUGGACCGACUAUUCAACAAGAUUUGAUAACUACGCUCAUGGCAUUUCGAUUACAUAAAUAUGCAUUGACAGCAGACAUUGCAAAAAUGUACUGCCAAUUUUUGAUGGACAACCGUGAUAGAUGA